Molecule: messenger RNA, 725 nt
Organism: Drosophila takahashii
Lineage: Eukaryota; Metazoa; Arthropoda; Insecta; Diptera; Drosophilidae
Source: RefSeq, a predicted model, not a curated record
CUGCCACCUCUAAAGCCGUGUGGAGCACAAUAAAUUCGGGGAAAACUCGAAAUGGAAAGUAAAAGAGAUAUAAAACAUAAGAACAGGGUGCAUUUCCGCACCCAAUCGUGGGGCAAGACAAAGUUCAAGCCCAAGAAAUAUGUCAAGCCCUUUGUGCCGCCCGUGCCCGAGAGCAGCGCCAAGCCGUGGCAGCAUGUGAAGAACGACAUCAUCGAUGACUCCGAGGAACGGGGACACCAAAAUGUAGACACCGAGGAUGCCAGGAAGUUCAUGCAGCAGAGGGAGCAGAACCACCGGCGAAACAUCAUAGAGGCCAACCGAUCGGAGGCCACCAAGUGGGAGUCCUUCGAGGAGGCGGAGGAGAAGCCAGCCCCAAGAGAACUUCCCACGGACGUUGAGAACUUCACUGCCAAGGAUCGCAACUUCUACCGAAGGCAGCUUACUAAAGGCAUAAGUCUAACUGGUAAAAAGGGUAACCUUCGAUCCUGCAUCACAGACUUGAAAAGGAACCCCAAGCAAAUGCUCAAUAUUGAUGGCCAAGCAAAGGGAAGCAAUCCCUUCCAGAAAUUGAGAGACAAUGAUAAAGGUAGAGUGCAGAAAAAGGGAAAGAAAGCGAACAAUCCAUUUAACAAGAAACGCAAUGAAUAAUUUACAUAGAAUAAACGUGGCUGCACCCGAAACUUGUUAUUAAACAAUACUAAAAUAAAUACUUUUUAUAAAAAUUA